Messenger RNA from Chroicocephalus ridibundus (black-headed gull), 2275 nucleotides. RefSeq names its product glucosylceramidase beta 1 (gene GBA1). The record is from RefSeq and is a predicted model, not a curated record. Lineage: Eukaryota; Metazoa; Chordata; Aves; Charadriiformes; Laridae. Bases 418 to 1992 code for a protein of 524 amino acids. Gene Ontology annotation, biological process: glucosylceramide catabolic process. Gene Ontology annotation, molecular function: glucosylceramidase activity. The transcript is spliced from 10 exons.
GGGCCGCGGCGCGUGUGCCCGAGGGGGGCGGGGACCGGGACCGGGCGCCCUCCCGCGCCUCCCGGCGUGCCCCCGGUGCCGGGGAACGGCGAGCGGCCCCGCCGCCCGUGCGGCUCCCCCGGCUCCGCGGCCCCGUUACCGGGGCGGGGGUAAAGCCGGGCCCGCCGUCUUGCCCAACCGGGGCCCGGCCCGCCCCGUGCUGGUGCCGCUCCUGCACCGGCGCCCCGGGCGUGGGCGGGACGGGAAGCCCGGGCGCCCUUAAAGGCGAGGCCGGCAGCGGGCCCGGUGCUGCGGGGGGAGGCCGGGCAGCCAGCGCGGCCGGGACCGGCUCGGGGUGCCACCGGGACGGGCGGCUUUGACGGGGCUGCCGCUCGCAGGGCCUGCGUUCUGGGACCCGCCGGGGGCUGCGGAGGGGCCAUGGGGGCCGCCGGUGCCCUGGGCUGGCGGCUGCUGGUGCUGGUGCUGGUGGCGGCCGUGCCUCGGGCCGCAGGCGCCCGGCCCUGUAGCCCCAAGUAUUUUGGCCGUGACGCCAUGGUGUGCGUCUGCAACGCCACGUACUGCGACACGCUGGACCCCGUUGUCCUGCCGACCCCGGGCACCUACGUCAAGUACGAGAGCAGCAAGGCCGGCAAGCGGCUGGAGCGCAGCGAGGGGACCUUCCAGCGCAGCCUGCACGCCCCAGAUCUUGUCCUGACCCUGGAUACGGCGCAGCGGUACCAGAAGGUGAAAGGAUUUGGUGGCUCCGUCACUGACGCAGCUGCCAUCAACAUCCUUUCCCUGCCGGAAACAGCCCAGGAUCACCUGCUCCGCUCGUACUUCUCUGAGGAAGGGCUGGAGUACAACCUUGUCCGCCUCCCCAUGGCCAGCUGCGACUUCUCCCUCCAUGCCUACACCUACGACGAUGUCCCCUUUGACUACGAGCUCGCUCACUUCAGCCUGCGAGAUGAGGACACGAAGCUGAAGAUCCCCCUCCUGCACCGAGCCUCGGCCAUGAGCAAGCAGCCCCUGUCGCUGUACGCCAGCCCCUGGACCUCCCCGACCUGGAUGAAGACCAGCGAGUCCUUCGUGGGGAAGGGGACGCUGAAGGGGCAGGCGGGGGACAGGUACCACAAGACCUGGGCCAACUACUUCGUACGGUUCCUGGAUGAAUAUGCCAAGCACAACCUGACCUUCUGGGCGGUGACGGCAGAGAACGAGCCCUCGGCCGGGCUGAUCAACAACUACCCCUUCCAGUGCCUGGGCUUCACGGCCGAGCAGCAGCGGGACUUCAUCGCACGGGACCUGGGCCCCGCGCUGGCCAACAGCUCCCACCGCGACGUCCGGCUCAUCAUCCUGGACGACAACCGGCUCCAUCUCCCGCACUGGGCCAAAGUGGUCCUGGAGGAUGAAGCAGCAGCUCGCUAUGUCCACGGCAUCGGCAUCCACUGGUACCUGGACUUCAUUGGGCCCAUACAGGACACGGUGGUGCCCACGCACGAGCUCUUUCCCGAUUACUUCAUCCUGGCCACGGAGGCGUGCAUCGGGGCCCACUUCUGGGAGCGGGACGUGAUCCUGGGCUGCUGGGACCGGGGGAACCAGUACAGCCACAGCAUCCUGACGAACCUGAACCACUUUGUGGCCGGCUGGACCGACUGGAACCUGGCCCUGGACCUGGAGGGAGGCCCCAACUGGGUCAAGAACUAUGUGGACAGCCCCGUCAUCGUGGACGCCAGCGAAGGCAUCUUCUACAAGCAGCCCAUGUUCUACCACAUGGGGCACUUCAGUAAGUUCAUCCCCGAGGGCUCCCAGCGCGUGGGGCUCGUCGCCUCCAAAGAGUCCAAGAAGACGGACCUGGAAUACACGGCUUUCCUGCGCCCUGACGGUGCCGUGGUGGUGGUGGUUCUGAACCGGUCCCUGCAGAACAUCACCUUUGGGCUGGCCGACACGGUUGGCCUCAUCGCAGCCAUGGCUCCGGCCAGCUCCAUCCAGACCUACCUGUGGCGGCGGCAGUGACGGGGCUGGGAUGCCCAUGGCUGGCCAGGGGCCGGAGCGAGCAGGGUCGUGAGAGCCCACACCGCCCUGGGCUCAGGCCUGGGAGCGCGGAGGAGGCGGCUCACCGCUGUCGGUGCCACGGUGGAGCCGAGCGCUCGGGCGAGCUGGAGGAGCGAGCCGGGCUGUGCCGCGUGUGUGCAUGCAGGAGGGCCAGGGGCACCGGUGCCCCUCACGGUGGAGAUCCCACAGGCUGUGAAUGCUUUUUUUUCUGCUGCUCCGACAUUAAAUGCUGACGCUGCCUCUA